AUGGCGAACUCGCUUCCUCCCCUCCCGUUUAACCCGGCACGAUUCCGUUCGUAUAUACUACGCCUGCCAUUAUUUACACGCGUUGUCCUUUUAAUUAUCGGCAUAGUUUGGGUGUUGGAGAUCCAGACGAUAUGGAAUGUGGUACAAUGGGGAGCACUCAUACCCAGCGAGACUAGACUGGCAUCGAUGUACCGUCUUAAUACUUAUCCAAUCAUUCAUAAUGGAUUGUUUCAUACCUUCUGGAAUAUUUUGGCUCUAACACCACUUUUGGAGAGAUUCGAGGCGGAACACGGGACGCUUACAUCUGUAGCAUUGUUUAUUGGACCAUUUUCAACUCUGCCUGCAGGGCUAUACCUGCUCGUCGAGAAGGUUAUCUUAAGGGGCAACACUCCUGUGCUGGGCUCCAGCGUCUGGAUAUUCUUGCUUCUGGGAGUUGAGGCAAUAAAAACAUUCCAAACAAACCCGCAUUUUGUUUUGGGGUCGUACAGAAUACCAACGUGGACAACGCCAUUGUUAAUAGUCCUUGUGGUAUUUGCCCUGAUUCCCAACACCAGUUUCUUGGGUCACCUUUGUGGUGUCGCUAUUGGCUAUCUUUUCGGACUGGGGUACCUAAAAUUCCUCGUCCCUCCCGAGAAAAUUCUUCGCUGGAUCGAAGGGAAACUGAACCUUCUCGGAAGACUGCCUCACUACGUAUCGGUUGAUCAGAAAACAUAUGGAAGAUAUGGACUCUUGCCCACGAGGAACCCUACGACAAACGAAGACAUUGUGGGAAUGUCCAUUCCACUGGGGUCUACACAGCGUAUUUUAUGGCCUCGAAGGGAAUGUUUUCUCGAAUGUUUCUCCUUCAAUGGCUUUAAUAUGCUGCGCCGUGAUCCACGCCUGUUGUAUAAGUUCCCGUCGUACCUAUCCGUCUUCCUUGUCAUUGUCGGGGUUGUCUGGCUUCUUCUCCUCCCGCUUAACGAGUACUCCCGCAAAACAUACAUCUCCGAAAACGCGCUGUUACCGGGACAGGUACACACGUACUUUACGGGGAGCGAACAGAAUGUGUUUCGAGGAUUUAGGCGGGAACUUGAUAUGGUGAAGGAUGCAGAGUACGAGGUGAUUUCGCAAAAGAUCCAGUCAAUAUUUCGAGAAUCCGGUCUGAAAGUCGCGACUCAAAACUAUGAGUACCGAUCAGCUGGGUACACACAUGCCGGGCAAAAUGUCUACGGCGUUAUUCAUGCUCCCCGAGGAGAUGGCACAGAGGCUAUAGUUCUAGUCACUUCAUGGAAGACUGUUGACGGCGAGCUGAACCUCAAUGGCGUGACUUUGGCCUUAACUCUGGCUAGAUAUUUCAAACGAUGGUCACUAUGGUCCAAAGAUAUCAUCUUUCUAAUCACUCCGGACAGCAAAUCCGGUGCGCAGGCAUGGGUUGAUGCCUACCAUGACAUGCACCCCACUUCAGUUCAACCCCUUCCCCUGAAGAGCGGUGCCUUGCAGGGAGCUUUAGUGUUCGAAUACCCCUUCGAUCACGCAUUUGAAUCUAUCCACAUCAUAUACGAUGGAGUCAAUGGACAGCUACCAAACCUAGAUCUUUUCAACACUGCUGUUGUAGUAUCCACCGAACAGAUGGGUAUUCCGGCACACUUACAGCAAAUGUUCGAGCACGAUGACAGCUACAAAACCCGCCUGCAGACCAUGCUUCGAGGUAUGGUGAACCAAGGGCUGGGGAGUGCAGCAGGCCCCCAUAGCAGCUUUAUACCCUACCACAUUGAUGCAAUUACGCUCCAAGCAGUCGGUCACGGGUGGCAGGAUGAGAUGGCUCUUGGUAGGACGGUGGAAAGUCUUGUGCGCAGCUUAAAUAACCUCCUGGAACAUUUCCAUCAGAGCUUUUUCUUCUACAUUCUAAUGCAGACGCACCGAUUCGUCAGCAUUGGGACCUAUCUUCCCAGUGCAAUGUUGAUCGCCGGGAACUUCACCAUUAUGGCCGUUGCUUUGUGGCUAAAGAGUGGAGUGCGGGCUCCUGCAACCGACAAUGAAGACUCAGCUGUUCCCGAGAAAGCAAGAGUGGGUGGAGGGAAGGAUGCUACUAUCACAGGUGCCACAGGCGCCGGACAGGAGGGUAAUGGCAUUUUGGAGCGACAUUUGGCGCUGCCGCUGGCCUUAGUGUUCGGGUUACACCUACUUGGUGUCAUACCGCUCUAUUCUUUCAACAAUAUCUCCCAUCAAUACUUCGAACGAGCUACCUAUCUUCUAGCCUUCAUAAACAUCUUUCUUCCCAUAGUCAUCGCCGCCGUCUUAACCCGCUUCUCUUCCCCAACUGCCCAACAAUUCCUUCUCAUAAAAUCUUUUUCCCUCCUCCUACUAGGCCUCUUCCUCUCCGCCCUUGCAACGCUGAACUUCUCCCUAUCUUUCAUGAUCGGCCUCUUAUGCACUCCCCUAUCUCUCAUCGGACAUAUCCAAAAGCAACCUACCCAGAACGCAGCGCAUUCCCAAUCGUCAAACUCGACUAAUAAGGCUCAAAAGGCAACCCCUUCCUCAACAUCAGUCGCCACUAUCCUCCUAUCAGUGGUACUGGCAAAUUCCAGUGUCAACUUUACUCACCGAGGCGGCGUUCGGAUGGAAUGUAUGGGGGAUGUGGACGCAAGUGAUUGCUUGGUGUGUAUGGUGGCCAGCUUGGCUGUGUGGAUGUUUGUUACUUGCUUCCUCGGUUUUCUGAGGUCGAGUGAAGCUUUGAGGUGCCAUAUCCGUUGCGCUCGGUACGAGUUUGGGGAGUGA
Molecule: messenger RNA, 2757 nt
Organism: Paracoccidioides brasiliensis Pb18
Product: rhomboid protein 2
Exons: 12
Coding region: 1-2757 (918 amino acids)
Biological process (GO): attachment of GPI anchor to protein
Cellular component (GO): GPI-anchor transamidase complex; membrane
Molecular function (GO): serine-type endopeptidase activity
Source: RefSeq, a predicted model, not a curated record